UAUGGGCUUCACAAGAAUGUGUACGUUGGGAAUGCUUUGUUGAGCCUUUAUGUAAAAUGUAGGUGCCCUCCGGAUGCAUUGAAGGCGUUUAGGGAGUUGGAUGAGCCUAAUGAGGUUUCCUUAACGGCAAUGAUGUGUGGACUGGUUGAAACUGACCAAGUGGAAGAGGCGUUUGAAAUGUUUAGGUUAAUGCAAAGGAGUGGAAUUAGGAUUGACUCUGUUUCAUUGUCUAGUGUACUGAGGGUUUGUGCUAAAGGUGGGGGUUCAAAUUUUGGUUGUAAUGGUGAGACUGAUAACGAUCUACCUAACACACAGGGGAAGCAAGUCCACGGUUUGACAAUUAAACUUGGAUUUGAAGGAGAGCUUCACGUAUGUAACUCCUUGCUUGAUAUGUAUGCAAAAAAUGGUGACAUGGAAAGUGCUGAAGGAUUGUUUGGAAACCUUUCAGAAACUAGUACUGUUUCUUGGAAUGUUAUGAUAAGUGGGUUUGGACAGAAUCAUGAUAAAAAAAGAGCGAUGGAGUACAUGGAAAUGAUGCGGGGUGUUGGUGUUGAGCCAGAUGAGGUUACUUACAUAAAUAUGCUCACGGCUUGUGUUAAAUCAGGGGAUGUUGAAAAUGGCCGUUUGAUAUUUGAUAGCAUGGCUUGCCCAAGCUUGAUUUCAUGGAAUGCUCUACUUUCAGGCUAUUCCCAGAAUGAGGACCAUCUCGAGGCACUAAAGCUGUUCAGAGAAAUGCAGUUUCGAAAUCAGCAACCUGAUCGGACCACUUUGGCUAUCAUACUUAGUUCAUGUUCUGAGAUUGGUGUACUAGAAUGUGGGGAACAGGUCCAUGCUACUUCGUUGAAGUGUGUCUUUCCUGGAGAUAUAUACAUAGCUAGUAGUCUUAUUUUAAUGUACCUAAAGUGUGGUAGAGCAGAAGCAGCUCUAUGUAUUUUUAAUGGACUCUCUCAAGCAGAUAUAGUCUGUUGGAAUUCUUUAAUUACCGGUUUAUCCUAUAAUUCAUUGGACAAAGAAGCUUUUGCUUUCUUUAAGCAAAUGCUACAGAUGGGGAUGUUGCCUAAUGAGUUUUCAUAUGCUACUACACUGAGUAGCUGUACAAAGCUAUCCUCAUUAUCACAGGGGAGACAGGUUCAUGGUCUGAUAGUCAAAGGUGGAUAUGCUAAUGAUGUUGUAGUUGGAAGUACUCUAAUUGACAUGUAUUCCAAAUGUGGUGAUGUAAAUGGGGCCAGGGUGCACUUUGACAUGAUGCCUUAUAAGAAUACAAUUACAUGGAAUGAGAUGAUACAUGGCUAUGCACAAAAUGGUCGCGGAGAUGAAGCUAUUUUCUUGUAUGAAGACAUGAUUUGUUCAGGAGGAAAACCUGAUACUAUAACCUUUAUUGCUGCUUUAACUGCUUGUAGUCACUCUGGGCUGGUAGAUCUGGGGCUUAAGAUACUCAACUCGAUGCAGCUGCAAUAUGGGUUGGAGCCACUUGUUGAUCAUUACACUUGCAUAAUUGAUUGUCUGGGUCGUGCUGCCCGGUUUAGUGAAAUGGAAGAGCUAGUCGAUAAGAUGCCAUGCAAAGAUGACUCUAUUGUGUGGGAGGUUUUGCUCAGUUCUUGUCGGCUUCAUGGAAAUGUAACCUUAGCAAGGCGGGCAGCAGAGGAGCUAAUCCGUCUCAACCCACAGAAUUCUGCUCCUUAUGUGCUUCUAGCAAAUAUGUAUACAUCGUUAGGUAGAUGGGGUGAGACAGAGGAAAUUAGAGCAGCUAUGUCAGAAAGGCAGGUAACCAAGGAACCUGGUUUUAGCUGGGGGUGAAUUCUUGAAGGAGAAAUAGUAAGUGGUAGCUGGCUGUUAAAAAUUUGACAGACGACUAAAUGAAAGAUGCUCGGUUUGUUAACGGUAUGAAAUUAGAGCAAACGUUUCCACCACUCAUAGAUAGUUGAUAUGUUCUGCUUGAAGCAAUUUCGGUUCUAGCUCACGUUUCUCAAAACGGACUUUUCUUUAGAUAUUUUUACAAGUCAAGUCUAGUGCCAAGGAGAAAGCACUAUUGCUUGACAAAUGUCACAGGCGGAUCACAGAACUCUUACGUGUACUGGCUUCUCGUUUCCCCAAAUUGAGAAUUUCUUUUGGAUAUUCUUCUUUGUUCUACUGACUAACGACAUUAAUGCUUUUCACUGCUGUGCUUGUAUCAUUUCCUGCGCCAGGAAAAUAUGAUUAACUGGGACAAGAGGCUCUGAGUCAUUGUCAACUGCUCUACCUCAGACUGUGAACAUGUCAUGUUUCUUCAUUCGAUUCCAGUUAUCACUGCUGAUCUGUUGCUUCCAUAUCCAGUAGCUUUUGCAUGGAGAAUGUGCAUAGCGGUUUGCUGUUACAUUGCAACAAGUGCUAAGGUUCCAACACCAGUCGGUGAAGAUGGUGUAAGUUGUUAUAUAUGACUUAUCCAAAAAAAGAAAUGACGAAAAUAGGGGUCUAUGUUGUUUGCUAUGUUACUAACAAAUACUGACUAACUGUAUGAACCUUAUUUAUGGAAGUCAAAAAGACUCGGAUUGCAGAGAGUCAGUGAGAUACAAACUGCUGCUGAAGGGAGAUCAAAUGGAAGGCAUCAGUCUUCUCUAAUGACGCUGCAAAUGCUCUUCUGCCGAUACUGUGGCUUCAAAGGAAGUUGGGAUGGUUGAAGCAAAAGGCGUACUUGCUUUCUAGAAUAUGGGAUAUGCAAUAAACUGUUGUCAUGCAUAGUCUUCAAGGAUCAGAAUUACUGCCAAGAAUCAUAUGCUGACUACGUACGCAAAGAAGUAAAUGGACAAUAUCUGUGUUUCAGCAAACUAAAAUUGAACCUAAAUGCUGCCGCCAGUUGCAUGUAGCCCAGCUGCAACUUUAGGCUUAUGAUUACCCAUGUAAUUGUUGUGCAAUAGCCUUCCAUCCAUUCAUCUGAGGGGAAUGUCAGGGGCACCAUUUCUCCUCAUGCUCCCUUCCUACAGUUGUCGGAUAUUUGAGAAGUGGCAGUCUCAUUUCGACAUACUAGAAAAAUUUAGGAAUAUUUAAAGAUAACUUAUGGUUAUUUUAAACUCUCUUCUCCCAAGCUUGUCGGUUAGGAUAGUUGUGUGGAAGUCUUAAGAGAUCUCUACGCUAAGUUAGUAAAUUUCUGCCCCUUUCCUAAAUCUGUUUUUGCAUGUG
This is a messenger RNA of Nicotiana tabacum (common tobacco), 3156 nucleotides long. Its product is annotated as pentatricopeptide repeat-containing protein At4g20770-like. NCBI's taxonomy places the organism in Eukaryota, Viridiplantae, Streptophyta, Magnoliopsida, Solanales, Solanaceae. Gene Ontology annotation, molecular function: protein binding; RNA binding. Gene Ontology annotation, biological process: RNA modification. The record is from RefSeq and is a predicted model, not a curated record.